AUGACAGGGUUGUAUUUAGUAGUAAAUUUAACUUUGUUUUAUUUGUUAAAAAGUUGUUUUUAUCUUUUCCAGCACUUAGUUGAUUGGUCGCAAGCAAUGUUACCGCAAAUUCCCCGUAUAACACAAUACUAUGAUGACUGGGUACAUAAACCGGUGGAUAGACCACUAAGACUAUUCGCACCCUGGUAUUUGGAAAUGUGUACGAAAACUCCCUGGUGGGUUGUGCCGACAUUUUGGCUGCCGGUCAUAACAAAACUAAUAUACGAUGAAUUUAUACAGGAAAUACAAAAGCAAAAUACCUUUAAGUUAACCCUUUUAAGCCUGUACCUUUUAGUGGGUAUAUUAUUUUGGACAUUUCUAGAGUAUGCCCUGCACCGUUAUGUCUUUCAUAUGGAAGUUAAAUCGAACACCCAUCCUUGGUUGUGUACUUUACAUUUUAUGAUUCACGGUUUACAUCAUAAGGUGCCAUUUGAUCCCAUGCGUUUGGUAUUUCCCCCCUUGCCGGGUGUUAUUUUAGCGACCAUAUUUUAUGCUCCUUUAUCGUUAGUUUUACCACGUCCUCGAGUUAUAUUGGCAGGUGCAUUAUUUGGUUAUUUAUGCUAUGAUAUGAUUCACUAUUAUCUACACUAUGGUAGUCCUAGUGUUAAACAUUUAUAUCACAUGAAACGUUAUCAUUAUCAACAUCAUUUUGCCCAUCAAAAUAUGGGUUAUGGUAUCUCGAGUCCUUUAUGGGAUUUUGUUUUCAAUACAAGAAUACAUUUAAGAAAGUUAAGGUUUCAUUUAAAGUGGAAAUGAAUCAUUAUAGUUCAAUAGAAUAAGAAAUCAAAUGUAUUCAGAUAUAUAGGAGUUUUCAAUUUUAUUCUGUAAUUGUUUUCAAAAUUAUAUAGAAGGAAGUGUAUUGUUCCUUUUUUUUAAUUAAAUGUUUUUUUAUUUAGUUUUUACUUUGUUAAAAUUUUAUACUAAUUGAAUGUCCUAAACAUGUCUGUUUAUAUUUAUUGCCUGUUUCUUGUUUAUCGUCAGAAAAGUGCAUAAAAAUUAUUCACUUUUUCUUUGCGUUCAAGUAAUAGAGCGUAAUUUUAAGUAGUUUGUAAGUUGUUACUUAUUUAAGUGAAUUUUUAUGAACAAAUUUUAAAUAAGAUUUGUAAUAAUGUUAUUUUUAUAUUGUAUGAAUAAUUUUAAAUUAACCAAAUAACAAUAAAAA
Messenger RNA from Lucilia cuprina (Australian sheep blowfly), 1201 nucleotides. RefSeq names its product fatty acid 2-hydroxylase. Gene Ontology annotation, biological process: lipid biosynthetic process; fatty acid metabolic process. The coding region runs from base 1 to 795 and encodes 264 amino acids. Gene Ontology annotation, cellular component: membrane; endoplasmic reticulum. The record is from RefSeq and is a predicted model, not a curated record. The transcript is spliced from 3 exons. NCBI's taxonomy places the organism in Eukaryota, Metazoa, Arthropoda, Insecta, Diptera, Calliphoridae. Gene Ontology annotation, molecular function: iron ion binding; fatty acid 2-hydroxylase activity.